AUGCGCCAGCUCGUCCUCGAGAACCAGGCUUUGCGAGAGGCAUUUGGCGAUACUCAGAAGAGGUUGAUGGAGCUCGAGGAUGAGAGACAAUGCUUCCUGGACGAAGGCGUGUACGAUGUGGUGAAUUCCAUCUGCGGCCAAACUGGUCUGUCUCCCAGAGCUGGUCUGACUGGGCUGAUGGGCGACGUGGACAACAGUGCUGCCAAGACAAACGGUGACGGCGCUGCCAUCACCUUUCAUAUCGGCAGCACGGACCCUUCCACGGAUCUCCUGGCGCUGGCGGGGUCGCCGUCAGUGCUGGCGGGAUCGCCAGCAGCACUGCCGCUGUCGCCCCUGUCUUUGGCUCAGAUGGUGGCAAGGAGAUCAGAGCAGGACCUACGGUCGGCGGAGCUCAGCGGCGAGAACGAGAAGCUCAGACGUGAGCUCGAGCGGACCACAAAGAUCCUGGAGGUGCUCGAGCAGCAGAGACAUGUGGCCGAGGACAAGAUGCUGGCACUUGAGCAGGAACAUGCAGUUCUUGUGCGAAGACUGGCGGAGAUGCAGACAGGGGUUAGCAACUUGGAGCUCUCUCCCGGCGAGUCCGACAUCAUGGACCUGGAGGCAUGGGCAACGUUAUUGCUAGAGAAGUCAGCAUAUCCUCCGUGCCGCCGCGCAUGCUGGAAGGACCACGCUCGCAAGGGCUCUGAAAGCAUGAGCGAGGUGGCCGUGCCCGUCAAAUGCGAUGUAGCCUUAGAAGCUCCACACAGACUUCAGAACCACCCCUGUGGCAGGUUGCGACAGAGCAGGUGCUGCUGCGGUGGGUUGUUUGCUGCAGUCCAUGUCAACUUGGUUGGGUCAGGCUUUGCAACAAGUACGAGUGCCCAGGUCUGGAAAUACAAGCUAACAGGAUUGUCAAUGCCUGUUGCUGAAAGCACAGCGUUGCUAUCUGCUGAGCUUUCAGAGUCCAUUUCCUGCAACUCGUUGACGCUCGUUGGCUCGUGUUUCAUUUGA
Messenger RNA from Symbiodinium natans, 990 nucleotides. Lineage: Eukaryota; Dinophyceae; Suessiales; Symbiodiniaceae. The record is from the annotation of a GenBank genome assembly.